CUGAGGAGGUUUCUCUGCAGUUUUUCCUCCUUUACAUUCUCUCUCUCUCUCUCUCUCUCUCUCUCUCUCUAUCGCUCUCUCUACAAACGCUUAUACAGACACUCUUCUUCUCCUCCGAUAUUAUUAUUAUUUUUUCUCUUUCAUUUCUUGAUCACUUUCUUGCAUUUUCUCGGCGAUUUUCUUUUCCGCCAACCACUAUCAAUCGCCGUCCCGCCGCUUCGGAAUCCUCUGGAUCGCCUGAGAUUCUAUCUCCACGGGACCGAUUUCACUCUCUACUGAUAAAUAUAUGCAGUGGUGUCUUGUGAGCUCGUUGGUUUUAUUUUCUGGGCGUGUAGAUGCCAAUUGCAAAACUUAAGGCCUCUAAUACUCCAGAUGCAAUGAAAUCAGAGGAUGGAAAUGAUUCUCUUGAUACCAUCAUCAGACAAGCGAUUGGAAAAGAGCCAUUUCUUUCUUUCUCCAGGGCUGGGGACAGCCCUGUCCAGUGGAUUCAAUUACUCCAUGCUUUAGAUCAGCAAGAACUCCCAGGUUGGCCCUUGCUUUCUCCCUUGAAGGUGCAGAUGCAGAAGUGCGACAAAUGUUCACUAGAAUUUUGUUCUGCCAUCAACUAUAGAAGACAUAUACGUGUGCACCAUCGUUUGAAAAAGCUUGAUAAGGAUUCUGCUAAAAAUAGGGAUAUCUUAGGGGCAUUUUGGGACAAACUCUCUCUAGAAGAUGCAAAAGAAGUUGUAUCAUUCAAGAAUGUAACUUUGGAGGAAGUUCCAGGCUCAACACUAAUUAAGGCAUUGACAACGCUUAUUCGGAAACCAGGAUUUUCAUCGCUUCCACAUGUUUAUUUGAAGGCUGGUUCUGCUCUUUUGGACAUAGUACAAGCUAGACCUUCUAGGUUUCCAAUAUCUUCCAAGGAGCUAUUUUCAAUCCUUGAUGAUGCAAGUGAGAGAACAUUUCUAUCUGGGCCAGCUGUAUUGAUGCAAAGAUAUGUCUUUGAUGGGGAGGCUGGGAAGAUAGCUCUUGAAACGAAAAACCUGGUUGCUUGCAUCAGCUUUUUAGUGGAGCAGAAAUUGGUCAAAGCAUGGCUUGCUGAUAAAGAUGCUGAAGCUUUGAUGUUCCAGAAAUUACUAGUGGAGGAAGAAGAAGCAGCUCAGAAAAGGCAAGCCGAGCUCUUGGAAAGGAAAAGGCAGAAGAAACUCAGGCAGAAAGAGCAAAAGACGAAGGAGCAGAGACGUGGGGAGAAGGCAGAUGAUAAAGAGAGCAUUGAUGAAGUACCAGAGGCAAUGCCACUAGCAGAAACUUCUAACCCUUCAAUGGCAUGUGAUUUUCGAACACCCAUUCCAGACAUGUUACAUCAUGUUGCCCUGUCUAAUGUUGAGAGCUUGAACACCGACGAAAAUGUGGACCCUGAAUCUCAACCAGGAUUUGGGUGUGGACAAAGUGAUUCAAGCACUGGUCCAAAUGGUGGAAGAAGGAUUGUGCAAGGAAGUAGUCGACGACAUCCUGUUUCUCGGUGGCAGGCAUUGCCAAAGUCACAACGCCGUGUGCUGAAUAGUAUUCAUGCCGGUGAGACUUUCCAUGCACCAAAGCUUGGAGCCAUUCAAAAUCGUGGAACCCAUAGGGACUUGAGGACUGCUAGAGUAUGGAGCCGGAAGCCCAAACCAGAAUACGAUGGGGAGAAUUUGAAAGCCAGAGUAGAGAAGGAGGUGUUAAAUGAACCAGAUCAAAUCAAGAAUCACGAAGUUUUGAUUGGUUCUAUAUCUGUCACGCUUGGAAAUUGUAGUGAAGAGGGUAACAUUCCAUCUGGAGCUUGUGAUGAUUGCAUGAUUGAGCAUCAAAUACCAAAAAGCAAUGUUCAGGAUAAACCCCAGAGACCUAAUUCAGCUCAAAGUGGCAUGAGCAGCUCUAAAGUUAAGCUUUGGAGGCAAGUAAGCCGGCCUGGAAACAAAGGUCCAAUUCCGGUACAUAAUGAUAGUAGGGAAUCUGAAUGUGAUGCGACUGCUGAAAAAGGUCAUAGUGAAACCCUGUCCAGUGAAAGUUGUGAAAGAUUGAGUGCGAUGGAUGCUUAUAAUGGGAGCAUUGCAAACGGUUUCAUGUGCCCCGAUGAAACUGGAAACUCAGCAUUUUCCGUUCAGGAGGCAAAAGCUUUUCUUGCAGAGAGAUGGAAGGAAGCUAUUGCAGCAGACCAUGUCCGAUUGGUUCUAGGUUCGGAUUUGGAACCUUCGGACUGCUUGGAAAUUCAAACUGAUUCUGAAGAAGCAGUAUCUCAGUCAUCAAAAAUUCACAAACGCAGCAUUGCCGGCAACGAAGAGAAUCGGCUGUUGAAAGUAGAGACUAUCGAGUCUCCAAUUCCUGGACCUGCUAAAGCAAGGUUUAGGACAAAGCCUGAAAAGGGUGUGAAGAUUUAUAUUCCCAAACAAAAAACUAAUGGGUAGCAAGGAGGAAAGAUAUGUCAUUUUUUUUUUCUUUUUUUAUACAAUUGUCAGAGUUCAACCGUCGUUAUAUUCUUAUCAGAGGUUCCAGUUUUACCGAUGGUCUUCUGUCAGAAAAUCGAAGAAAGGUUUUGCCGGAAAAUCUUUUAAUAAUAGUUCCGUCCUUUUUCUUCUGGUGUUAUAGUAGAUUGGUUAGUGAGGAAUUUUUUUUUUUUCUUGGUUUCAUUCCUUUUUCUUUUUUCUUUUUUUAAUUGGCAUAAUUGUCUAAAAUUUUUCUGUAAUAAAUUUGUUGUUUAGUCGUUGCAAA
Messenger RNA from Ziziphus jujuba (common jujube), 2727 nucleotides. RefSeq lists its product as uncharacterized. Bases 336 to 2423 code for a protein of 695 amino acids. Lineage: Eukaryota; Viridiplantae; Streptophyta; Magnoliopsida; Rosales; Rhamnaceae. The transcript is spliced from 10 exons. The record is from RefSeq and is a predicted model, not a curated record.